Seriola aureovittata is the source of this 1059-nucleotide messenger RNA. RefSeq names its product methyltransferase 23, arginine (gene mettl23). The coding region runs from base 142 to 846 and encodes 234 amino acids. NCBI's taxonomy places the organism in Eukaryota, Metazoa, Chordata, Actinopteri, Carangiformes, Carangidae. Gene Ontology annotation, cellular component: nucleus; cytoplasm. The record is from RefSeq and is a predicted model, not a curated record. The transcript has 5 exons.
AUAAGGCAUGGCUGCUGCGGGUGUUAUAUCAGUAUACACAUUAAUGAAAGUAGUUGAUAUUAACUUCUAAUCAGGAGACAAAACUCCGGAAUAAUAACAUGGCGAUGCAAUUAUGUGUUUUUUAGGCUAUUAGCUUACACGAUGGCGCACAGUGGAGCCGAACCGCCUAGCAUAGCUUACAAAGUUUUCACGUUUGAAGACAAUAAGAAAAACAGACAGGAGUCACUGUCAGUCUCCAUACCCGAGGUUCUGGAUCCACAAUAUGGCAUGUAUGUGUGGCCUUGUGCGGUGGUGCUGGCUCAGUAUCUGUGGACACAAAGAGAAGCGUUGAAAGACAAGACAGUGCUGGAGCUCGGUGCAGGUGUGAGUCUCCCAGGUGUGGUGGCUGCCAGGUGCGGAGCAAAGGUGAUCCUGUCAGACAGCGCUAGGACUCCUGUGUGUCUGGAGAACUGCAGGCGCAGCUGUGCAGCUAACGGCCUCCACGAUGUGGAGGUGUUGGGUCUCACCUGGGGGGAGGUCUCCCCGGAUCUCGUUCUGCUUCCUGAGCUGGACGUCAUCCUGGGAUCAGACGUUUUCUACGAGCCUCAAGAUUUCGAAGACGUUCUGGUGACUGUUGCUUUUCUUCUAAGAAAGAACCCCAGAGCCCGGUUCUGGACCACGUACCAGGAGAGAAGUGCUGACUGGUCCAUUGAAGCGCUGCUCCACAGGUGGAGUCUUACCUGUGUGGACAUCCAGCUGGAGGAGUUUGGUGCUGAUAGAUCUGAGCUGGCUGCAUCGACUCUACCAGGCAACCACAGCGUCCAGAUGAUGAUGGUCACGCUGAGGACAGAAGACGUUGGACUGUAACAGACCGAACGUCUCCUGGAGGACGCUCCGGGGAAAUAACAAGACGCCUCGUCCUGUUUGUCAACAAAUGUUUAAUUGUCAGGGCGGGUCACGAGAAGCACUCCACCUCUCUGUGAAGGCAGAGGUGGAGGGAGAUGUUUCACUGCAGAACAGAAAUAGUCCUGAGGUAAAGGUCACUUUUUACAUGUUCAUUAAAAAUGCAUUUGAAGUGUG